Molecule: messenger RNA, 4809 nt
Organism: Penaeus vannamei (Pacific white shrimp)
Lineage: Eukaryota; Metazoa; Arthropoda; Malacostraca; Decapoda; Penaeidae
Source: RefSeq, a predicted model, not a curated record
AAUGUCAGCUGUGAUGAAGUAAGACCGAAUUGCCUUUGACGUCCACCCUUUUGAGAAAACUUUACCACACACAGCAAUUUUGGAGGUUUAACACACCCCAACUCAACGCUGAGAUGUGCAUCUGGUGAAGCCAUUGGGCGCAUGGCCCAGGUUGUAGGAGAUCCCAGAUUUGUGGCUGAAAUGGCACAGAACAGUUUUGAUAAACUGAAGAGUGCCCGUGAUGCUGUCAGUCGAACUGGCCACUCACUCGCACUUGGUUGUUUGCACCGAUAUGUAGGUGGUAUGGGAUCAGGCCAACAUCUCAGCACCUCCAUAAGCAUCCUGUUGGCACUUGCAAAGGACACUACAUCUCCUGUUGUACAGGUUUGGGCACUGCAUGCACUGUCCAUGAUAGCAGAUUCUGGAGGACCAAUGUUCCGUUCCUAUGUUGAGCCAUCCCUCGCCCUGCUCCUAGAACUCUUGCUCACUGUCCCACUCCACACUGCUGAAGUUCAUCAGUGUAUUGGGAAAUGUCUUCAGGCUCUUAUUACAACCGUUGGACCUGAGCUUCAAGGUACAAGCAGCAGUGUGGUGAUGGUGCGAUGGUCUCUCCUCUGUGGAUGUGAGCUGGUGCAAGAACACCCAGACCCUCUAGUACAGGCAGAAGCCAUUGCUUGCCUUCAACAAAUGCACAUGUUUGCUCCAAGACAUGUCAAUCUGUCUUCCCUUGUUCCUAUGCUUGUGAGAAAGCUGAGUUGCAACCAUCUUCUACUGCGCCGGUCAGCAGUAUCUUGUCUGAGACAGCUGUCACAGAGGGAAGCCUGGGAAGUGUGUGAGCAUGCACUGAGUCUGGCUCAAGGAAAUGAAGAUUCUGAUCAAGGAUUGGUAAUGACAGAGACUGGCCUCCCUGGUGUCUUAUUUGGGCUCUUGGACACAGAAACAGACUGUGUACUUGUAAGGAAUGUGCAUCACACUUUAACAUCAACAUUGCAAGCUCUAGCAACCUCUCACCUUAACCUGUGGCUAACACUGUGUAGGGAAGUCCUCACCAGUGCAUCAGAAAGUGGAUCAGGUGAAGAGACAGGAGAAGCAGGUGAGGGUGGAGAUGAUGACGACAUGGUACAGAUUCACACUGGGGGAGAGCCAGACCCCCAUCCAAGCAUCCCCCCGCGGUGGACCACAAGGGUGUUUGCUGCUCAGUGCAUUGCCAAGAUCAUACAGGAGUGUGAGAAUAAUCGUGCCCACUUUGAUUUAGCUCUUGCCAGGGAGAUGCAGACCACCAAGAUGAAGGGAGAUUACUUGGUAUUGCAUUUGAGUGAAUUGGUACGCAUGGGCUUCAUGGGCGCGACGAGCGAUAGCGAUGACUUGCGGUUAGAGGGCCUGCACAUCUUACAUCUUGUUAUUGAUAAAUUUGCCCACAUCCCGGAACCUGAAUUUCCAGGCCAUGUAAUACUUGAACAAUAUCAAGCUCAGGUGGGGGCAGCCCUACGUCCUGCUUUUGCCCCUGAGACUGCUUCACAUGUAACAGCUCGAGCAUGUGAGGUGUGCAGUGCCUGGAUCUGCUCAGGUGUAGCCAGAGAUUUGAAUGACCUGCGCCGUGUACAUCAGCUCUUAGUGUCUUCCUUGGCCAAGUUGAAUAAGGGCAAUACCAAGGGGCUGUAUAAUGAAAGUGCUGCCACAUUGGAGAAGCUAGCUAUACUUAAAGCCUGGGCUGAGGUGUAUGCUGUGGCUUUAAAAGGUGCAGAUGGUGGGGAGCAAAAUGAGAAUGGUGAGGAUGAAAGACCAGAAGCUGAGAUUGUUACACAGUCUUCAGAAGAAAGCUUAUUGAGCUUAGUGCAGCCAGAGCUUGUGGCUUUGUCCAAGUCCUGGUUGGCAGCGCUGAAGGAUCAUGCACUGCUCUCUUUACCUCCAGAAUUUUCUAGUCAGCUGCCUCAUGAUGGAGGGGCAUUCUACUCAAAUGAAAGUGUGGAUGGAGUGCGACCUUAUUACCGGAGUGCCUGGCCCCCCAUGCUCUAUGCUGCUGCCCUUUGGCUCAGUUCUGGAGGUUAUGACAAGGCUGGAGAGGAGGAAGUGAAUGGCGCUGUUGAUAGUCCUACCUCUGUUAACAUAACAUCGCCCACCACAACACCUACAAAGAGUGCGGAAGUCAUUAAUACUGAUCGCUUUUACCUGCUUUUAGGUAUAUGUCUAGAGUGGUUGUGUAGCCCUAUUCAUAGUGACGACCCAGACCGCAGCAUUGUGUGCCUGAAGUCACUUGAAACAUUGUUGUCUUCCCCAUUUCCAAUGAAGCUUGUGGGCCCCAACAGCAGCUUAACAACAGAAAUUGCAACAGUGAUGCACAGGCAAGUCUUGAGUUCAGACCACACAGAAGUACACCAGUUAGCAGUGACUGUUGUCUCUCUUGUGGUAAAAGCUGCCCAACAGGCUCUGGAUGAGGAGAAACGGAAAAAGAAAAAACACAAAGAUGAAAAACCAGCUAAUCAGGAGUGUGAAGGAUGUGAAGCUGACCUCUUGGGAGAAGGCAAAGAAUCAGGGGAGAUUAACAGUGCCCAGUCCCUGGUAUUCACUGCUUUGCAGGUAUGUCUAUGUACCCUUGUCCGUCACAAGCCAAGACUGGCACCACAAGUGGUGUCUUCAGCGCCAUCACUGCUGGCACCACCACGGCACCAUGCCAAAAGUCACCAAGUGGAUGCCCUUCUCUCAUCUACAGUGACUCUUCUAACAGCACUGCCAAACCUGUGCUCUCCUGCAGGAGGAGUAGCCAUCUUACCCACAGUGUUGUACCUGAUAACUGGGGUGCUUAAAGAGUGUGGGAGCAAGGCCCGCCUGAGCCACAUCUCACAUCCCACUCCAGUGCCCAUGGUAGUGGUACUUGAUGCCUUGGCCACCCUUGCUCGACACCCCUAUGCUCGAGAUCACAGAUCACAAGACCAGUGGUGCAGUCUGCUGCAGUCUGCCCUGGCAAAUAUUAUAGAUCUGAGUAAGACCAGUGAUGAUGAGAGAGUGAUAGAUGAAGUAGUUGUGCUGAGAGGUAUUGCACAACUAAUCCUUCAUGCUCCAGCAUCAGUUAGCAGACCUCACAAUCUCCAGUAUCCUGCCAUAAACUUAUUCAAGAUGGCCACCCAGCACCAGCAACUUAAUGUUCGCAUUCAAUGUAUACAGACCCUUGAGUCAAUCUUCAGUCACACAGAUGGUGAAGUGUCCACCCCUUACAUUCAUGCUCUUGCUCCUCGCAUACUGGAAUACUUACACGAGUCUCAUGCCAAUGUCAGCUCAGAAGAGGAACUGCAGCUGAUCACAGAGAGUAUUAGUGCGAUGGAGCUCCUUAUUCCAAGAACAUUGCCUGAGCACAGAAAUGAACUGGUUGGGGUAUUAGUGGGCAUAAUGGUUGGAGCUUUGCAAGACACCAAUAGACUAAGCAGCGUCAGUCAGCACACACGUCAGCUGCAUCAGUAUGCCCUUAGCAGACUCCAGAAGAUUGGGCCACAGUAUCCUCAGGAGUUCCGUGCAGUCUUGACAAGCAAGCCAGAGCUGCGCCUGAGGCUAGAGAGUGCAGUGCGCAGCCAGCAGGAAGCAAGGAGCAAAGUGGACAACACUGCAUCUCAGGACGCAUCGCAUCACCAGCCAACCAUUAAACUAAAAACCGAUUUCUCAAAUUUUGCAUCAAAGACAUAGUAUACUUUUUCCAGAUUGUGAGGCUAUUCUUGCAAUUCCUUGUCACAACUUACUGUGUAAAUGAUGAAAGGAAAUGCUGCAUAUUUCAAACUUGAUUGGCAUUAAAACAGUUAUUUUAUUAUUAUUACUGGUUUGUAAUGGGUAAGAUGUGUAUUUUUUAAUUAUCUGGUUUCAGUAAGUGUAUAUUUAUCAUGCAAAGCAUCAUGAUAAGAAGAGGCAGAGUCCCUUUUAAGAACUCAGAAUGUCUAGACUGACUCUCACUGUUUUAAUUUAUUCUUUUAUCUUUUUUGCUUUUUAGACAUCUUUCUUGUAUUUUAUUGAUUACAAACAUAAUUUUUUUAUAGAGCUGUGCCAGAAGUUUUGCUUGUAGUGUAUUGUUUUAUGUAACCAAAGAUAGCAUUUUUAUAUAGUCUUAUUUUUGUGCUACGAUUUUUAUUGUAUUUAGCUUAUUCAAAAGAAGAAAAUGAACACUCAUAUAGUCACAUAGUGACACUCUUUCAUGGAUAUACUCACACUUACACUCACACUCACAUUCACAUUUACAUUUACAUUCACAUUCACACACACUCACAUUCACAUUCAGCCCCCCCCCCCAACCCAGUAUGUUUUUCUUAAGUAAAUUAAACAAUUGAGCUAAUAGUUAUGUGGGAGUUUAGGCUAGAUUAAAUACCUUCUUGAUAGUAAUUUGCAUUUUAAAACUAACAGAACAUAGUGAAGAGCUGUGAAAUAUUCUCUUGGUAAUGUCUCAUGAUAUCCCAUGAGGGUAGACAAAUGAUGCUAAGAGAAAACAGGUGUGCUUAUGGAAUGGACUCCCCUUUUUUAAACAUUCAGGUGGGUUGUUCAGGCAUCAGGGUAGUCAGUCACUUUUUGUUUUGGAAUCCCAUUGUUCAUGACAUUUGAGAAGCGCGUUUGCAUCAUAAUAGGACUUCAAUUUGUAAGUACACCCAAAGUAUGUGAUAUUUCCCUUCCAAUCCUCCAGUGUGGCGAUCCAAGCCUUUGCAUUCCUAUGUAUGUAGGCAACGGUCCCUAGUGCACUGUUACUACACAAAAAUGACCAUUUAUAUAAUCUUAGUUUAUAAAUAUGAAGGUAAAAGAUAUAGUAAUAUUGGAUGUGAAGUUAUUAAACCCUAUAGCAAUAAUAUUAAAUCAGUUAUU